UUCAUGAGCUGAUGUUUGUAUAUGCUAGAAAAAUAACGAUAAAAAAGUGAAAUGUUGAAAAAAUGUUUAAUUUUCGGUUUGGUGAUACUUUCGUCAGUUCAGUUGAUAGUAGCGAGUGAUAGUUCAACAUUCGAGAGCAAUAUAUUUUUUGAAUUCUACAAUGGAAGCAAUGAAAUUUCCUAUGUUUCAAAUUCAUUUGGCGAUGAUUUGAUAGGUGGUUCAGGUUGUAAUCCUAGUGGAGAUGUGGCCAUAAUCGUACAUGGUUGGUUAGAAAGUUGCGAAACGUUAUGGGUACAGGAAAUGAUUUCAUUGUUAAACGAACAUCGCGGAGGAUGCAUCAUAUGCAUGAAUUACUCUGCAUACUCGAAAAAUUUCAACUAUUUCGGAAUGGUGGCCGAUUUUUCCUUUAUUGACGAUAUUCUAGUCAACAAAUUGCAUCAACUUGUUCAAGAAGAAUUUACUCCAGACAAAAUAUUCAUUUUUGGAUUCAGUUUCGGAGGCCAGUUAGCUCUAGAAGCUGGCCGUCGGUUUGGAAAACAAUUAAUAAGCCGAAUCGAUGCUUGUGAGCCAGCUGGUCCAGGAUUCGAUUCAAAUCAAACAUAUUCAAAGCAAAGUCCUAUGGACUCGGCGAAAUUUGUGCAAUGCAUUCACACGAGCUACGAUAAAGGGACCCAAAAGCGUAGCUGUCAUCAGAACUGGCAUUUGGGUCAUUGUGGACUGUAUCAAAUCGCCGCAGGUCCAUAUCCAUUAGGCAGCCACGGUCUGUGUCCGUAUUUCUACAAUAGUGCAUUUAGUAAUCAGUUCCACGCAAUACCACAACCUGCAACUUGUCCAACAUCAAAACGAUUGCCAAUGCACCCACUUGUUGACAUGGCAAUGGGAUACGUGUUCAAUGACUUGUCAGAAGUAAAUGACACCACUGGAUAUGAUUAUUAUGCGAAUACCUAUAAGUUACCGCCUUACCAUACAGAUGUAGAAAAGGAAAUGCCAGCCAAAUCCUAGGUUCUUACUUUUAGUCGAUUUUUUGUUUCUAGACUGUUGUCGUCUUACGUUAAAAAAAUGUAUAGUCAAAGUUUAUCAGACUGGUGCCCCAUGGCACUCUGAGUCACUCAUAGAACCAUGGUAUGCCAGUUGAUUAUACUACCUGAUAAGAAAGA
This is a messenger RNA of Bradysia coprophila, 1157 nucleotides long. Its product is annotated as pancreatic lipase-related protein 2-like. Lineage: Eukaryota; Metazoa; Arthropoda; Insecta; Diptera; Sciaridae. The record is from RefSeq and is a predicted model, not a curated record. Gene Ontology annotation, biological process: lipid catabolic process. Gene Ontology annotation, molecular function: lipase activity; serine hydrolase activity.